AUGAAAGAGUAUAUUUUCUCAACCUACUCAGACAACCAGCCUGGUGUACUUAUUCAGGUCUACGAAGGCGAGCUCACCAGCAUUCCACCGGCACCAAGAGGAAUUCCACAAAUCAACAUGUGUUUUGAUAUUGACGCAAAUGGAAUUCUUAAUGUCUCGGCUGAGGACAAGACUGUGGGGGUGAAGAACAAGACCACAAUCACCAAUGACAAGGGAAGGCUGAGCAAGGAGGAGAUUGAGAAGAUGGUGAAGGAUGUAGAGCGGUACAAGGCUGAAGAUGAGCAAGUAGAGAAGAAGGCGGAGGCCAAGAAUCCACUGGAGAAUUAUGCGUAUAACAUGAGGAAUGCAGUGGAGGAUGAGAAGUUUUUUGGGAAAUUGGAUCCGGCAAACAAGCAGAGGAUUGAGAAGGCAAUCGAUGAGGCUCUUGAUUGGCUGGACAAGAAUCAGUUGGCGGAGGUGGAUGAGUUGGAAGACAAGUAG
Messenger RNA from Nelumbo nucifera (sacred lotus), 480 nucleotides. The record is from RefSeq and is a predicted model, not a curated record. NCBI's taxonomy places the organism in Eukaryota, Viridiplantae, Streptophyta, Magnoliopsida, Proteales, Nelumbonaceae.